This is a messenger RNA of Lottia gigantea (owl limpet), 1197 nucleotides long. RefSeq lists its product as hypothetical. The record is from RefSeq and is a predicted model, not a curated record. NCBI's taxonomy places the organism in Eukaryota, Metazoa, Mollusca, Gastropoda, Lottiidae. The transcript has 5 exons. The coding region runs from base 1 to 1197 and encodes 398 amino acids.
AUGGUACUAAAAUUUGGUAAAGGCGGCAUCAGUACGGGCAGUACCCUACGCUUGACCAACACCGCACAUAUAAGAAGAAACGGUUCAACGUCGUGCAUUUACAUGCAUGAGAUAGAAGACAAAACAGUGGACGUCAAAGUGGCUAAAUUUUUGGAAUCAGCAUCUGUUUUUUACUCGUUAAACAAGAAAGGACGAUGGAAACUGCCAGAAAUUAUCGAAGAGAAGAUCCAGUCCGAGCUGCCGAGUGCCGACGUGAAAGUGACAUUGAUGAAACUCCACAAACUUCACAGAAAGAACAACUGUAUAGGAUAUUUUACUAACAAGGGAAGUGUUAAAUCGGUAGUUCCUAAGAAAACGAAAUACGUCAACCGCCUAAGUGUCGUUAAUGUUAACCGAAAACCCUUUCGGAACAGGCGCAGAAGACGAAAUAGAGAAGUUGAGCCAGAUCGUAACAUUGCAGACGACAAUGAAAUAAAGUACCAUAUCGUGUAUCCGACACCGUCAUCGAGUGCAGUAACGCACACCAAUCCACAAAAGAUUGGUCACGAUGUGAUGCUGAACACGCACAACCUCGGCAAGACUGCUGUCAGAUCGAAAUGUAGAAAAUGGCGCUGCAUUGAACGUGAUGUGAGAUGUGAUAUGGACUAUACUGAUUAUGAUGCUGUUGAUGAGGAUUCGGGGUUCGAUACGAUAGAAGAAGUGCAUCAAUCUCAAAAACGCUCCUCGUUUUCCGAAUAUUUUGAAAGUGCCCUCGGUCGACCAUCCGACAUCAGGAUCAAAACAAGAAGAAGGCCAGUUAAAAAGUUGCGGAAGCUUAGAAAUAAACCAAUGCUGCACUAUUUAGAGACCCAGGUCAUGGAAGUGGAAGAAGAAAAUUCGGAGUUCGUCUACUCAAGGCCGCCAACUACGGAGUGUCAGCCAGUAGAUGUUCUUAUUUCAAACCAGGAAUCGAAUCCAGAUCAUCUGAAGACGAAAUAUGGUGACAAGGUCACGUUUGCUCAAUGUGAACCUCGAACUUUUAUCAUUGAUAUUACAAACGAAGUUUUUGUUAGACUGAGAAACUUAAAACUUUUUACCAAAUUGAUUUAUGAAGAUAAGGUUUGGGAAAUAGGAAGAGUUUUUGUUAGACUGAGAAACCUAAAACUUUUUACCAAAUUGAUUUAUGAAGAGAAGUUUUUGUUAGACUGUGAAGCUUAA